Phalaenopsis equestris is the source of this 1543-nucleotide messenger RNA. RefSeq names its product probable 3-deoxy-D-manno-octulosonic acid transferase, mitochondrial. The coding region runs from base 38 to 1381 and encodes 447 amino acids. Gene Ontology annotation, biological process: lipid A biosynthetic process. Gene Ontology annotation, molecular function: transferase activity. The transcript is spliced from 12 exons. The record is from RefSeq and is a predicted model, not a curated record. NCBI's taxonomy places the organism in Eukaryota, Viridiplantae, Streptophyta, Magnoliopsida, Asparagales, Orchidaceae. Gene Ontology annotation, cellular component: plasma membrane.
UGGCGGGCGCUGCUCAUACCAUGCGCCGUCGGUGCUAAUGGCGGGGAAGUGGGGGCAGGCAGUAUAUGGCAUUUACAGAGCGGCGGGUCGAGCCAUAUCCCCAUUUUUAUACAUUCACUGGCGGAGGCUUCGCGGCCUGGAGCACCAGUCCAGAUGGCCGGAGCGCUUCGGCCGCCCUACGGCCCCGCGUCCCCCUGGCCCUCUCAUCUGGUUCCAUGCCGUUUCUUUAGGUGAAGGGCUGGCCAUCAUCCCCGUGAUCAAGCACUGCCUGCUGGAGAACCCUAGUCUUCUUGUAUUGAUGACGACCACGACGGUUUCAGCUUUUGAGGUCAUCAAGAAUAGGCUUCCAAAUAGUGUCAUCUAUCAGUUUGCUCCAGUUGACACCCCCAUGGCUAUGGAAAACUUUCUUGUGUACUGGAACCCUAUUGCUGUGAUUCUUAUGGAAAGUGAAGUUUGGCCAAAUCUCAUUAUUUCUGCCUCAAGAAAAGGAAUUGAAGUUGCAUUAUUGAAUGCUAGAAUGUCUUGCAAUUCUUUCAAGCGCUGGUCAUUAAAGAUAUCACGUCCUCUGAUAUCUUUGUUGCUAUCAAAAUUUUCUCUCAUUGUCGCAUUGAAUACAGCUCAAGCAGUUCGUUAUCAGUUGUUAAAUGCACCACCAUUUAUUAUAAAUUUUGCAGGUGAUUUGAAGUAUGCAGUUGGAGGUCUCCAACUUUCUCAAAGUGAGAACAAAAGCAUCGAAGGUCUUAAGCUGCAACUGAAUGAUAGGCCAGUUUGGAUGGCUGCAUCCAUACAUAAAAGUGAAGCAGAAGUCAUGAUUUCUGUUCACAAAGAAUUAGCAAUGGCGUUUCCCAACUUGAUUACCAUCAUUGUGAUGCGACAUCCCCAGCAUGGAAAACAGUUAGCCCAAGCACUACAGAAAAGAGGGAUGCUUGUGGCAUUGAGAUCUAAAAGUGAGAUGGUUUCUCCUUGUAUACAUGUUUAUGUAGUGGAUACUUUAGGGGAACUUGGAAUGCUUUUUAGGGUUACUCCGAUAGCUGUUAUUGGAGGAUCUUUUCAGUCUGGUCUUUCGGGUCACAAUUUCUCUGAGGCUGCUGCAGCUGGGUGUGCUGUUCUCACUGGUCCUCAUUUGGGACACUUCUCCCGCAUGUUAACAGAGAUGAAGCAAGUUGAUUCCUUAUCAGUUUUGCAGGUUAAGGGGAAAGAAGAACUUGUGGAUGCAUUGAAGCAGCUACUAAGCCGUGCCGAGCUCUUGGAAGCACGUCAGAAGUCAGCAAAGCUGGCCUUUUCAACUGUUUCAAAUGGGGUUGUUAAGAAUGUCUGGAAACUUGUUAAUAAUCAUUGUCUGGGGGGCAGACAAGCCAUUGGGCUCAAUCUGAAGCCAUGAACAUCCUGACUUGGCUUUCCUCACCAGCCUAGAACUAACUAAAGCCUGCAGACGUUUGUAAUCUUUUGAUUUAUGCAGUUUGAUAGCUUGCCACCAUUUGAUUGAUCUGCAGGCUUUAUUUAGUUCUUGGAAACGCCCAAAUGCUAUUUUUUAGUUUCUUUU